This is a messenger RNA of Hippocampus zosterae (dwarf seahorse), 1922 nucleotides long. It is a transcript of the gene arg2, whose product is annotated as arginase 2. The transcript has 8 exons. The record is from RefSeq and is a predicted model, not a curated record. Gene Ontology annotation, molecular function: arginase activity; manganese ion binding. NCBI's taxonomy places the organism in Eukaryota, Metazoa, Chordata, Actinopteri, Syngnathiformes, Syngnathidae. The coding region runs from base 303 to 1358 and encodes 351 amino acids. Gene Ontology annotation, cellular component: cytoplasm; mitochondrion.
UGGCUGGCGUCAUCGGGUGUGGAAUUAAGAAGGGCCCGUUCAGUGUGUGGACAUAAGUAACGACACCAUUUCCGACCUUCAAUCGGGAUUCAACUCCCAAGCGCGAUUGGAAAAGACAAAUAAUCAAGGACGGCCCUGAGUUUAUCUCGUUUGCUCGUCUUAUGAAUAUUAAGUAGUUGUUGUAGACCUCCUUCAAACCGGAACUUGUGACGGGACGGGUCACGUUUGGCAUCUGAACCAGAGGCAACAUCGCGCCGGUCUUUCGUCAGACGCACGGCGGGGACUGAGAGGAGAAGAGAACCAUGGCUCUCAGGGGACAUCUGAUAAAAAUUGCCCGUACUCGGGCACUCACAGGCGGCCAGCCGAGACGAGCCCAGUCGGUGGCCGUGCUGGGGGCUCCCUUUUCCCAAGGACAGAAAAGAAGAGGGGUGGAACACGGCCCUAAAGUGAUCAGGGAUGCGGGGCUCAUCGAGCGGCUCUCCGGUUUAGAUUACGCCGUGCACGACUUUGGCGACCUCACCUUCCACUACCCGGAGCUGGAUGAGCCCUACAUGAACGUGAAGUUCCCUCGCACGGUGGGUGCCGCCACAAAGAAGCUCUCGGGCGCUGUGAGCAGAGCGGUGGGUGCUGGUCACACCUUGGUCAUGCUGGGAGGGGACCACAGCCUUGGAAUCGGAUCCGUGGCGGGCCACGCCCAACAGUGUCCUGACCUUUGCGUCAUCUGGGUCGACGCACACGCCGAUGUGAACACACCCGAGACGUCGCCUUCGGGGAACCUCCACGGGCAGCCGGUGGCCUUCAUGCUCAAAGAGCUGCAAGACAAGGUGCCAGAUCUCCCGGGGUUCUCGUGGGUGAAGCCAUUCCUCUCCUGCAGGGACCUGGUGUAUAUCGGGCUUCGGGAUGUGGACCCCGGCGAGUACCACAUCCUGAAGAACUUGGGGAUCCAGUACUUCACCAUGAGGGAUAUCGACAGACUCGGCAUCCAAAGGGUCACCGAGGUUGCUCUCGAUCACGUACUGGCAAGAAAACAAAGACCCAUCCACUUGAGCUUUGACAUUGAUGCAUUCGACCCGUCUCUGGCUCCCGCUACGGGAACGCCGGUAAACGGAGGGUUGACCUACAGGGAGGGCAUCUACAUCACAGAGGAAGUUCACAACACAGGUCUGCUGUCGGUGAUCGACAUGGUGGAGGUGAACCCUGUGGUGGGGUCGACCCGGGCAGCCGCGCAAGCGACCGCCUCGUUGGCCGUCGACGUCAUCGCGUCAUCCCUGGGGCAGACGAGAGAGGGCGCCCACGGGGUCAUUGACGAGAUCCCGUCGACAAAGGACCACGUCGACACGGAGCAGCUUUGCCUCUGAGAGCUCGGGAGCAAACAAAACCACAGACUUCUUCCAACACGCCAAAAGCAUUCCACAGUGUUGCGUAAAAAACCCUGCCCCUCCUCGCCCCACCCUGCCCACCCCCCAAAAAAUCUAAACUGAAUCCAAGAGCCGCAGUGUUCGUUUUUUUUUUUUUACCGCAGAAAGUAUUUGUCUGUCUGUCUCCAAGGGUUUGUUAUGUAACAAUUGAGAGAGCAAACACGACUUAUUUAUUUAGCUAUUUUAUGCGAGAAGGGAUGGAUGCCUGCUAUUUAUUUUUUAGGUUUGGUUUUAAAAAAAAACUAGUGAUUAGAAACAUUCUGCAAGUGUUUUUGUAGAUGUAGCGAGAAGUAGAAAUUCAUAUGGGUAUACACUUGUAUUUUCCUGUUUAUUUUUUUUUCCAUUUACAUUGAAACAACUAAUACUGUAAUACAAAAUGUGUGAGUAUAAACAAUGUUACACAAACUUUAAUUCAAAGGCUCGAAGCUACAAUUUCAAAUUAAAUUAAAACCACUAACUUUCCAGGCAUUUAUGUACUUGUAUUAAAGAGUUUAUUUUCUGGUC